GGUUCAUUUAAAUAAAACAAAGAAAAAAAGAAAGACAGACAGAAAUAAAAAAUGGGCGAAAUAUACAGUAUAAAGUGUAGGACCAAAGUAUUUUAGGUAUAGCAAAGAAGUAACAUUUGUUGUUAAAUCAUACUAUAUAAGCUCUUGAUCAUAUAUUAUUUAUAUGGCAAUUGCAUAGCUCAGUUAGUGAUAUGAUAAUGGUUGCAGCCAUGUAUGGGAAUAAGGGAAGCCAUGCACAAGUAUUCAUGUCACCAUCAUCGUCAUUGAAGGAAGCAGAUUCAUUUGGAGAAGCUGCAAUUAUAUAUCAAGCUGGCUCAGAUAUCAUCAGAAGUGAAUUAGGUGCUUUUGGGGAGAAGCUUUUAGGGCCAAGCACAGCUUAUGUUCAAAGCAAUUUUAUUAGAAAAUAUUUGUCCAACCCACAGUAUUAUUUCCAAGUGAAUGAUGAGUAUGUGAAGAACAAAUUGAAGAUUAUCUUGUUCCCAUUUCUACACAGGGGAUAUUGGGUGAGAAGCAUUGAGAAAGUUGGUGGCCAAGUCUCCUAUAAGCCUCCAAUUUAUGAUAUUAAUGCUCCUGAUUUGUACAUUCCAUUUAUGGCUUUCGGUACCUACUUGGUUCUUGCUGGCAUCCUCUUGGGCAUCAAUGGCAAGUUUAGCCCGGAAGCCCUAAGCGUGCAAUCGACAAACGGCCUGCUAUGCUGGUUCUUCCAAGUCCUCCUCCUUGAAGCGACACUGCACACGUUAGGGGACGGAGACGUGCCUUUACUUGAUUUUGUGGCCUAUACUGGAUACACUUUCGCGGCGGGGUCGGCGGCGGUGCUGGCGAGGAUGGCCUGUAGGCACUGUUUUUACACGGUGACGUUAUGGGAAAGCUUCUGUAUGGGGAUGUUCUUUGUGAAGGUAAUGAAGAGGAUUCUAAUUUCGGAGAUGAGAAGCUGUGAGAAGCAUUCUAGCAAGCGCCACUAUCUCUUGCUUCUGGUCGCCAUUGCUCAAGCUCCAUUGCUCUUCUGGCUUGGAAACGUUGGUGUUUGAAAUUCGUAUUAUAUUAGCUUUAGCAGACCUUUUUUAAUUCUUUUUUUCUUUUUCUGUUUCAAUUAUUCUAUCAAACUCAUGGUUUCAAAAAAAUCAAAUUGACAUUAUUAUUGAUGUAGCAUCUUAUAUAUGUUCAUUUGACAAUAAGUUUCACAUGUUAAAUAA
Molecule: messenger RNA, 1193 nt
Organism: Ricinus communis (castor bean)
Lineage: Eukaryota; Viridiplantae; Streptophyta; Magnoliopsida; Malpighiales; Euphorbiaceae
Product: protein YIF1B-A
Exons: 4
Coding region: 192-1028 (278 amino acids)
Biological process (GO): endoplasmic reticulum to Golgi vesicle-mediated transport
Cellular component (GO): endoplasmic reticulum membrane; Golgi membrane; COPII-coated ER to Golgi transport vesicle
Source: RefSeq, a predicted model, not a curated record